This is a messenger RNA of Hipposideros armiger (great roundleaf bat), 5365 nucleotides long. It is a transcript of the gene ZC3HAV1L, whose product is annotated as ZC3HAV1 like. NCBI's taxonomy places the organism in Eukaryota, Metazoa, Chordata, Mammalia, Chiroptera, Hipposideridae. Bases 409 to 1323 code for a protein of 304 amino acids. The transcript has 4 exons. The record is from RefSeq and is a predicted model, not a curated record.
AAAAGACUUUCAGCCGCGGAAGUUAACAUUUUUUGUUUAACUUAACAUUACCUAUUGUAUUUCAUCUUCUUUGCAGCCCUCACCAGUCCCUCCAAUUCUCUCCCUUGCUUGCGUGUCGGGACUCCCCCAUGACACAAGCCCCUCUGGCAAAGGCUCACCGGACCAGUGCCUGGCACAGGGCAGGCGCCCCGUGAACACUGCCCCUACCCGAUCCGCGUCCAGGGCGAACCGCGGACCCCUGGGCCCUCCUCGGACAGCCGGUGCCCAUGGCCGCCGCCCCCCGCCCGCCCGCCGGCCCGCCCUUCCCCAGGCCAUCCCGGGAUCUCGGUUUGAAAUCGUGGACGUGACUGGGAGGAGUCUGGCCGCCUCGGAUUUCGUGCUCGCGGCGCAGGGAGCCGGGCCGCGACCAUGGCAGAGCCCACGGUGUGUUCCUUCCUCACCAAGGUGCUGUGCGCCCACGGCGGCCGCAUGUUCCUGCAGGACCUGCGCGCCCACGUGGAGCUCUCGGAGGCCAAGCUCCUGGACGUGCUGCGCCAGGCCGGGCCCGACCGCUUCCUGCUGCAGGAGGUGGAGAUGAAGGAGGGCCUCUGGGACGCGGAGGCCGAGGCUGCGGCGGGCGCGGGCGCGGGCGCGGGCGGGGCGGGCGGCGGCGGCCCCUUGGCCUGGAGAGUGGUGGCCGUGUCCUCCGCGCGCCUCUGCGCCCGCUACCAGCGCGGCGAGUGCCAGGCCUGCGACCAGCUGCACCUCUGUCGCCGCCACAUGCUGGGCAAGUGUCCGAACCGCGACUGCUGGUCUACCUGUACUCUUUCCCAUGAUAUCCACACACCUGUCAACAUCCAAGUUCUGAAAAACCACGGGCUUUUUGGCCUCAAUGAGGCCCAGCUUCGGAUUCUGCUUUUACAGAAUGACCCCUGCCUUUUACCAGAGGUCUGUUUACUCUACAACAAAGGGGAAGCACUGUAUGGUUAUUGCAACCUCAAGGAUAAGUGCAACAAGUUUCAUGUGUGCAAGUCCUUUGUCAGGGGAGAGUGCAGGCUUCACAGAUGCAAACGGUCCCAUCAGCUCAUCCAUGCGACUGCUCUGAAGCUGCUGCAGGACCAAGGACCGAAUAUCCCCAGUGUCGUUAAUUUUCAGAUCAUCUCCACCUACAGGCACAUGAAGUUGCACAAGAUGCUUGAAAAUAAAGAUAAUUCAGUUCCUCCUGCUGAGCGGUCACAGGGCCUCGAGUCACCAGGCGGAUGCGCUGCUGGGGCUGCAGAGGCCUGUCCCCUGGUUUCUGUCCCUGCCCAGUCCGCCAAGAAGCCAUGCGCAGGUAAACCGUGAGGGUAAAACACCGUGAAGCAAGGAGCUGCUCGUCCAAUCGGAAGGUCUGAAAACACGGCUAUAUUGAGCUUUCAUUUGUAACCAUUCAUUCAUGUAAUCGUUUCUUAAUAUGACCACAAUAAUACCUACCUCACAGGGUGUGGUGAGAAUUGAAGAAGAUGGAAAGGGAGACAGUGUCAAUUUGGGAGGAUAAAAUUGGGGGGUGGGGGCGGGAUGGGUGGUUGGGGAGGAGGUCUGACAUUGAACAGGCAAAGAAAGGGUGAGACCUGAGUGCACAUGGGGUCAAGGCCAGGCAAAUCCUGGAGGUGGCAGCCUCUGCUGCAGUCCCUGAGCGCCGUCCCCAGCCUGGCUGGCUGGAGCUCUUAAAGAGGCAGGUUUCUGCUGACCUGCUCUGCGACUCAGGCCCGUGUUUUUCUGUACCCCCAUAUAUACAGUUUACAUUGUAGCACUCAUAGAGUAUGGAAACUUUAUAUUCUCCCCCCCCCCACUUAAUGUUCCAGAAGCAUCUUUCCAUAUUUGUUCACAUUUAUCAUGCAUAAUCAUUUUUUAUGCACUAGUAUAUCAUAGCUUAUGUAACUGUUCCCUUAUUCUGGGAUAUUUUGAUUCUUUCUAACAAAUUUUGAAUAUAACUCAUCUUAAAAUCCACGCAAUAUUGAAUUUUUAAAGCUAGUCUUUUGCUUAGCUUGUAGUUGCCAAAUGGUACUGUCUUACGAUUUGCAUUUCUUUACAUGUAUGUACAAGUGAAUAUUUUUCUGUAUCUGCUUUCUGUACGUCUUUAUUUUGUGCAUUUUGUACAUGCCCUUUAAUUACUGGGGCAUCUAAUUACCUCCUCUGUGCUGAUGUGGGAUGGCCUUUAAUUAGCCUCCUUAAAUUUUAUGAAACGACGUCAACCAUACUGUAGUCUAACUCUUGUGGAUCUAUCCUCAGCCAACACCAGAGUGUAUGCUGUUUCGGUGCUUACCAGAGAUUUCUACCUCACUCCGUCUACUCUCCGUCUCUUAUUAAACUUCUACCACAGUCCAGUUGCUGUGGGUUGAAGGAUGUGUAGUUCAUCCAUUCCUUGAAGUUGUAUCCAUUCUUUUAUGGAUCAGGGUAGACCAUCAGAAAUCUAUAUACCUCGCCCAUUUCAUGUUGACUUUCCCUUUCCUCUCCCCUCGCUUUCCCCCAUCAACUUGCUGUCUUUAUCCAGUUACACUUAGAUGUGUGGUUUUUCAUCUUUAUCAAAGGGUACACAGAGAAGCAGCUUCCUGAAACCCUUUCCCUAUUUGCUGUAGUAAAAUUCCCCCAAUGUCAUUGUGCAGAGGGCUUUUCAAAAUAUUUAAUUGUCCUGCAAUCAUACCACAUUUGAGAAAUAGGGACAAGGUUGUGAGUUUUUCAUAAAGCUAAAUUUAUUUAAUUUAGAAAAAUUUUUAUCCUGAAAUGCUGUCUUUUCUGUCGGGGAUGGUGUGUAAAAAAUGUCCUUUGUAAAGGGAGAAAUGGCUGUUUUUUUCUCCUAAUGCACACAGUAAGAGUCAUGCAACUUCCGUGAACCUUUCACUUUGGUUGUCAACAAUAGUUUUUCUGAAAGCCCUUCCCUCCUGCAUAUCUUAUUUCUUUUUUCCUAGUUCUGAUUUCUCCUGGUGCUAGUUUUUUAAAAAAAAUAUUUUUACAUUGUAUCAUCAUUAUUUACAUUGUAUCCUUUUACUAUUAAUAUGUAUAUUUUUAUUGUAAGCCAUCUUGAAUCCUUAAUGGAAACAGUGUAGUGUAUAAAUGCAUAUCCGUUACAUUAAGACUUGCUAGACUUUUAUAUUAUUGCUCUUUUUAUAUAUCUUAUAAUAAUGCUUUUCUAUAUGAAGUUAUUGACCCUCUGUAAUCUUUGUUGCAAUAUUUUAUUCAAUUCUAUUAAUAUUCCAGUUCAGUCUUAGUUCUGUUGGUACUCAGUGUGUCAAAAUAUAGAGUCAUACCUGUGUCUGUUAUUUUCGUCUGACGAUCAACUUUUAGAGAGUUGCCACGAUAGACUUGUUGAUAAGUUUUCUUUGGCAAUUUAUUGGCGCUUAUGAGAUGAAGCUGCACGCCUCUAGGCUCUACAAACUCAACAUAUCCUAAAUUGAAUGAUGAACUUUUCUCCAGACUUUUUCCUCCGUUUCUUUAUUUUGGAGUGUCACCACCUAACGAUGUAAGCCAAAAACCUGCAAACUAUUCUAACCUCGUCUCUCUCCUUGUUCCCUGUGUCAAAUUGGUUACCUAGAUUCGAGACUUUUCCCCCCCUCAAAAAUCUCUCAAAUAUUUAUCCGUCUGUGUGCCUUUCUUUGCAUUCCCUACACACUGCCCUGUUUUAAGCCCUCAUUGCCUCUUGUUUUUAUUCUACAGAUGCAGAACUCAGUGGUUUUCAUGUCUUGCGAGGUGUUUUUUUUUUUUUUGUGGGAGGUGACUCCCCUUUGAUGAUGGUAGCCCCAUUUUAAUUUUUAAUAUAAUAGGCUUUUGUGGAUUUCAUUGCUGUCCUUACCACCCUUCUCUCCCUCGGCCUUCCACUCUACUGCCUGGUUGAUCUUUGGAAAUCUGGACCUAAUCAUAUUGCUUUUUGCUGCCUUCACCUUCAUUGGUCCCCAUCAUGUAGGGUUCAAGGAGUCAUGAACUCAGAUGGCUACAGGGACCAGAAAGCUGAGUUAGUGGAUGAAGUGAGCUAGACAUAAGAGGCGUAGGGGAAAAAAUGAAGUGCUGUGGUAAAUUGCCCCCUCUAAAAGGGGCCUCUGCCUCUUGUUUCCAUGUGGGAAUGUGGGCCCAGUUCGUCAUAUUGUCCAGUUUGACAGAAGAAGCCAGAAAUCCAAAUUUUUCUGAGAAAUUUUCUGAUUUUUAAAUACUGACUUUGAAUUCUGUGCACUGACCUACUUGCAAAUUUUGGAGUGUGCCAUUUUAUCUUGUGACUCUGCGUUCGCAAAUGAUGCUCCAAGCCCCACUCUCUUCCCUUAGCCUGCCUCAAAACCUGGCAAGAUUAGAUUUUUUAAAAUGCCGACUUAACCUUUCCUGACCCCAAGAGAGUUUUCAAAGCUCUAGUAUAGCACUUACUACAUUACAUUGCAAUGCCUUUAGUUUUUAUUCCCUAGCUUUAAGCAAAAACAUUAUUUAUUCUGCUUGGUUAUUCUAACACCUGGUAGUUAAAUUUUUUUUUUUUUGCCAUAUAAUGAAUUAAACUCUGCAUUUGAAUCCGUUGAAUGAGUAUCACAUUGGUCUUCAUUGUUCUUUUUUCUUCCCACAUAUAUAUUUUUAAUAUUCAAAAAAAUCUUAUUUUCCCCUAAGGAAUGUGUUAUAUAAGAUAAAGAUAUUUUUGAUGGUUCAGUUUGAAUGGCCUAGGUCUAAAAUAAACACUUUAAGACUUAUGUUCGUGGUACUAAUGCUUUCCAUCAAGGAAUUAACUCUCUCCAUUAUUGAUGUGUUUCUUGAUUUCUUUAUAAUCAUUAUAAUUUGUUCUUGUUUUUAUCUAGGUCUUAUCUAGCCCUUAACACAUUAAUUCUUUCUGGGAUAAAUACAUCUGUAUUGCUACUCAGUAUGGGAAUUUCUAUCAUUAGAAUGCUAUUAAUUUUUAAAAUAUUUGUCUUUUAGUGAAUUGCCUUUGUUCUAACAGUGUUAGAAGGCCUAUUUGUUUUUUCAAAAUAUAAAAUCAUAGCUGCAAAAAUAUUCAUCUUUCUUUAUGUAUUUCUAUUUUGUUUUGUGUUAAAUAAAAUUCUGAUAAACAGACUUUUUGAUAACCCUUCAUUAAAUAGGAAGUUACUUGUUGGUUUUAAACAAGUAUUCUCUAUUUGAUAAGGGAGAUAACAUCUAUUGUUUGUUAGAAGCUUCUAAUAGGAAUUGGUAUCUUUUGAUAUAAUCAUAGAAUUUUUAUCAUUUAAACCACCUAAUAUGAUUAUAUUAAUGGUUUUCACUAUAUUAAAAUAUCCUUAAAUUCUGAGUAAACUCUACUUGAUUACAGCAUUAUGUUCUUUUAAUGUAUUUUCCCCCUAAUUGGUAACCUUUCUUGUAAGUGUAUACGUCUAUACAUUUAUAAAUAAAGUUCAUUUAUAUUUUA